AUGGUUUUCAAGGCAACAAUUCAGGUGCUGUCUGCUAGUAGCAGGUUUGUUGUGUUUCAGUUCUGGGCUGGUUUUCAAGGAACCAGUUCAGGAAAGUCCAGAGCAAGAGAUGCUGCAUUAAAUGCCGUUCAAUCACCUUUAUUAGAUAUUGGCAUAGAGAGGGCCACUGGAAUUGUCUGGAACAUAAUUUCUGGUACUGAUUUAACUUUGUUUGAGUCCAAGUUUGCCAUUCCUCAAGAUGAGAGAAGGGAUAUGAUUAGGCAUCGAACAUUGAAGUCAAUGGGAGAGAAAUGGAGAAAUUGGAAAUGUAGUUUAAAAGCAAAGUACUAUGAUGAGACAAAGACAGCAGCACAGAUAGUAGCUACUGCGCCUUUAGCAGUUAACCGUGAGCACUAUGCUGACCUUGUCGCGUAUUGGUUUUCAAAGGAAGGGCAGGAACUUAGUGCAACCAAUAAGGAAAGCAGGCGAGAGCAAACAAGUGCACAUACGGGAGGAUCUAAAACUUAUGCACAACAUGCAUAUGAUAUGGAGCAAAAAGAUAAGAUUGCACUAGAUCGAGCAAAAUUAUAUAUACCGCUUCACAAAAGGAAAGAUGGGACACCAGUCAAUGAAGCAGCAGCUACAAAAAUUGAAAAACUAGAAGCUUUGAUGAGCUCACAACCAAGUAGCUCCGAAGGAAAUGUUGGUGGACGUAUAUCUUGGUCACCAAAUGAUAUUUAUUCCCAAGUGAUGGGUAAAGAGCAUCAUGGUCGUGUUCGAGGUUUAGGAUUUGGGCCUUCUCCUUCCAAGCAUGGCUUCAUGUGUAAUAAUUUUGACCACUUAAGAAUGGUUUCUGAUGAAGAGAGAAUGAGAGACAAAGACACUAUAAUUGAGUUGAAGGAACAACUAAAAACUCAAGGUGAUCAGUUACAAACUCAAGGUAUUCAGUUGCAAGCUCAAGAUGCUGUAAUAAACUCUUUAAAAGAGCAAGUAGCAUUUUUGAUGAGUCAGAGACAUAGUUCUAGUGGUUUGCAGGCGACAGAUGGAUGUAGUGGCAUUCCGGACCAAACUUCUCCACAAACAAAUCAAAGAUCCUCUUUUCGAAGUCAUGAAACGCAACCUUCUAAUCGAGAUUAA
This is a messenger RNA of Camellia sinensis, 1116 nucleotides long. The record is from RefSeq and is a predicted model, not a curated record. Lineage: Eukaryota; Viridiplantae; Streptophyta; Magnoliopsida; Ericales; Theaceae.